Molecule: messenger RNA, 3196 nt
Organism: Mastomys coucha (southern multimammate mouse)
Lineage: Eukaryota; Metazoa; Chordata; Mammalia; Rodentia; Muridae
Gene: Smim7
Product: small integral membrane protein 7
Exons: 5
Coding region: 280-507 (75 amino acids)
Source: RefSeq, a predicted model, not a curated record
GCCGUUCCCGGGAGGCUCAGGGGUCAAGGGCGCAAUUUUCCGUAGACAGCGAACCCCGCAGUCCAGCCAAACCCAGGUCGGAAUCAACAGCAGGGGUCAGCAGUGGCACGUGACACUGCGCAUGCGUGCACACCCCAAGCUCCGCCCUUCAGGUGACAUCAUGGCACAUCCACCGUCGAAUCCAACCAACGUUGAUUCAGAAUUGGUCAGUUCUCGUUCCACUUUCCGCCCCUUAUCACGGCUUCCGUUUCCGGUUUGACGGAUGCCUUGGGUGUAAGGAUGAUCGGAGACAUACUGCUGUUCGGGACGCUACUAAUGAACGCCGGGGCUGUGCUCAACUUUAAACUGAAAAAGAAGGACACACAAGGCUUUGGGGAAGAAUCGAAAGAACCCAGCACAGGAGACAACAUCCGAGAGUUUUUACUGAGCCUGAGGUAUUUCCGGAUCUUCAUCGCACUGUGGAAUGUAUUCAUGAUGCUCUGCAUGAUCGUAUUGUUCGGCUCUUGAGCCCUGCACUGAUCCCAGAGCUCACCUGCUAGACAUCAAGGCUCCAUUUCUGUUUCUGAUGACUUCAAGAAUCUUCUCAUUGGAAAACCAGGGACCUUCUGAGAAGGCCCAAGCUCAUUUGGGUGGAGAAUGUCCAUCUCUCAGCCGCCUGACCCUCGUCAGCCACAGUUCCACCUGUGCUUUGCAGUUUCAGGAAGUCCUGUAAGCCACAGUGACAAAGUCAGGCUUUGUUAGGAGAAAGACCUAGAUCUUUCCCUUGUCCUGGCAUUCCAGCUUCUCCUGGCCCAGCUUCUCCAGAAACCUGACCUGGGUUAUUGGUUGGCUUGAUGGUGAUCGUUUUGAUUUGAGUUUCUUUCUUUCCUUCUUUCUUUCUUUCUUUCUCUCUCUCUCUUUCUCUUUUUUUUUUGAAACAGGAUUUUUUUUCUGGUUAUCCCUGGCUGUUCUGGAACUCACACACCAGACUGGCCUCAAACUCAUAGAGAUCCGCCUGUCUCUGCCCUCCCGAGUGCUGGGAUUAAAGGUGUGUGCUGGCCACUCCUGGCCUUGCACAGAUUGUCCUUAAUUGAUGUGAUUCAGGCACCGGCUUGCAGGGCCAGCCACGACAGACAGUCUAGCAGCCUCUUUUGCACUACCAGGUCCGUGCUGGUGGACCCGGCAGUCUGGGGUCAGUGAGGUCUUACUUCCAAACAUUUCCUCCUCCCCCCAAUGACUGGGUCCACCUGGGGCAGCCGAAGUCUGCUCCAGCACUUAGAGGAGCAGGUCCCCCUCCCUUGGGACACCAGCCUCUUCUUUAGACACUAAGCUGUUAGCCAUAACAUACUCAGCUUCUCCAGAAGAGGCCUGUGGAAGAGGUGCUCGCGUUGAUGUUAGCAGACACCUCUCUGUGCUUUCAAGCCGCUUGUUAAUAAAGUGACUUUGAGGCCACCCCCUUUAUUGUUGCUUGGUGACCAUGACUUUAUUGCUUGUGAUGUUGGCAGCACACUAAGGUUUGGGUUUCUGGGUCUGUCUUUGAAGGAGGUGACCUCAAGCUUGAGGUGCAUGAGGUUCAGAGGCAACUACGAUAUCAGCUCUGAGAUGCAUUGGAUCUAGAGGUGGUCAUGACGUCAGUGCUGAGAUGAGGGACUUUAAUCAGCAUCUGAAGGCUGUAGCAGCUAGUUUUCGAUGAGGCUUUCUUUUUGGUUUGGUUUCUUUUCAAGAUUGCUCUAUUUUAUGUGUAUGGUAUUCUGCUGCCUGCAUGCCUGCAUACAUGUAGAUGCAGGGCUGGCAGAGGCCAAAAGUCCUCUAAUCUGCAGCUGGAGUUAUAGCCAGUUGUGAACUAUCAUGUGGGUACUGGGUCUUUUGAGAAUGACCUGAGCCCCUUUUUGGCUUUUUUUUUUUUUUAGACAGGCCCAAAUUCAACUGUGUGGCAGAUGACCUCGAACUCCUUAUCUUCUGAAUAGUGAGACGAGAUCCCAGUUGAGUACUACCACACCAGCUUUUUUUGCUGGCUGGUUGGUUAGUCUUUGAGACCAUCUCGAUGCAAUCUGUGUUGACUGAGAACUUUCCAUUCCCCUGCCAGCCUCUUUAGUUCUAGAAUCUCAAGUGUGUACCACCAACCCUAGCCAUACUAGCAUUUAACCCCAGGUUCCCCAGGGACUAUGCAAAAAAACUCUGGUAAUGUUGGACCUGGGUCAAGUCUAAGUUCAGACUGCCAGCUGCUGCAGACAGCAAUUGUUGAUUGCAUCAUUUGCACCCGCAGCAUGCCCGAGCCUACCCACUUGCCUAGCAUUAUAACAUGCCACUCUGUUGGCUGAUGUGCCCAGCCUUGGAUAUCUGGGACGCAUUUCUGCCUUUCUCAGCUUGGGACUGUAGUUUCAGGGAAAAAGGCUUCCGUUCAUUCUGGAGAGGAACUGCUGAAAAAGAAUGCUAUCGUAGGGUUUGUACUUAGCUGCAGGAUUUCCCUCCAGAGAACUAUUCUCUCCUUAAUAAGUUCUGAUAAAGUGAUUUUGGACCACUGUGUGUGUGGAAAAUUGAAACACAUGAAUCUUUUUUUGUUGUUGUUCUGGGCUUGGGCCUUUUGAUGCCACUGAACCAUAUCAUCAGCUCCACAGAUGUGUCUGUUUAGAAUGUUGUUCAGUUCAGAAACUUCUCAUGGUUGGAGAUGUAGCUCAGGUAGAGUGACGUAGUAUAAUUUCACAGGAAAGGACUGAGAGUGGCUCAGGGGUGGAGUCCCUGCCUAGAGUUCCCCAGUGAGGGGCUGAGGUGUGUGGCUCAGGGGUGGGGUCCCUGUCAGGACCAUUUGAGAGUCUCAAGUCAGAGGUUCUAGAAGCUGUUAAGCAGUAGCUCUUUCCCUUGCUGUAACCAGGCAUAUGUAACCUGAGGUGACAACCCCACUAUGUGCUCCUGAAAGUCAAGCCUGUUACCCAACCUUAUCACUGGGAUAUGGAGUUUCAGUUAAAUUGUCUCUCACAUUUGGAGCUACAAAAUAUGAAGUGCUGUCUUCUGCCUCCUACACCGCCCAGCAUAGCCUGAGCAAACCAACCUUUUUUUAUCCCUUCUUUACAACUCUGACAAACACACAGGUCAAGUUGUACACAAGUGACCACACUGGGAUGCUGCAGAGUGGAGGACCAGGUUGUACAGGGUCUGCCUGGUCACAUAUACAGCCACAGGCAUAUGUUUGUGUGCAAAUAAAAAACAAAAGGAUCAC